This is a messenger RNA of Cervus elaphus (red deer), 3224 nucleotides long. It is a transcript of the gene CNTF, whose product is annotated as ciliary neurotrophic factor. The transcript has 3 exons. The record is from RefSeq and is a predicted model, not a curated record. Gene Ontology annotation, molecular function: growth factor activity; cytokine activity; ciliary neurotrophic factor receptor binding. Gene Ontology annotation, biological process: positive regulation of tyrosine phosphorylation of STAT protein; ciliary neurotrophic factor-mediated signaling pathway; negative regulation of neuron apoptotic process. Bases 1344 to 1943 code for a protein of 199 amino acids. Gene Ontology annotation, cellular component: axon. NCBI's taxonomy places the organism in Eukaryota, Metazoa, Chordata, Mammalia, Artiodactyla, Cervidae.
AGAAAAGAUAGACUCCUGCUGCCUUCCUUAAAGGCCUGCUGUGUCAGCCACCCCCGCCCAUUUCUUCACCCCUACGUCCCUCGAUCAUUGUGGGAAUUUUCCCCUGAGAAGGCAUGGGUUUUAGUUCACAGGUGGUGUCUGUGAUAAAAUAGUGAGAGCUGCUUGAUUCAUUUGGGGAUGAAACAUGCGACUCUUAACCCAGUUGGCAUCACCCUCGAACCUACAGUUAACACGCGCUUGAACGACGCUGUAGGCACUUUGAAAUGCUGCCGUUGCUUUGCAGUCCAGCUCACUCUCUUACUUUGUGAAGAAGCAGUGUGGUUGGUAUCACUGGGAUAAGGAAGGAGAAGAAAAGCCUGCUGUCACUUGAGUGAGGCUGCCUCAAAUGUCAGCAAGUCAGGGUUGGGCGUUUCCUCCGCUUUGGAAGAGAACAGGCCUAAACAGUCCCUGCCUCGUCCUGGAAGCUACAAGGGAGGCACCAUGAUUGCGAUGAUAGAGAUGCCCCCUUAGCUGACUUGUAAUCAAGUGCAAAUUCAGUUUCAAACACAGCAAAAGGAUGGGAGUGGGGGAAAGUGCUGUAUUUUUUACAGGAUCUAUCUCAUGUAAACUUUGUGUCUUGAACAGAAUAUGAACCCCACCCAAAGAAUGAAAUUGGAAAGUCACUGGGAGAAACAGCUGUAGAAUCAAAGACCUAUAUUUAAAUUUUGAACCUAGUUACUGGGUUUUGUGCACAUUAAGUAACUUCUUUAAGCCUGCAUUUCAUAUACAAAUUGAAGAAAACUAUUUAUCUUGUAGAAUUAUUCUAAAGAUCAAAUAAAGGCCUUGAAGCAGUUAACAGUGUCUGGCCCAGGGUAGAUGCUUAACGAAUGGCAGCCGUAUCAGGAAUAAUAACAGUAUUAUUGUGUACCAGGCCAGAGACGAGAGAGAAGGGCCCGGGGAGCACAGGGCAGGUGGUAGCAAGAGGAACCGAUGGUACGUGUGUGUGAGAUAGGUUGCGUUAGGCAGGGGCGUCCUGAGAGGGAGUGUGACAGCGACCUUGUUGCUAAGUGCAAAAGCAAAACAAUGGCGUGCAAACAAGUACCCAAGGCACAGAGGAGGAGAGGGAUGGAGGCAGACGCUGCAGGACAAAAAGCUGAUUGAAAAGGGGCCUUUGAUUCCACAGGCGCAAAAAUCCACAGCCAGGAAUUCGCCGCCACCUCUGAGUCAGGCUGGGGGUGGGGGUGCACAGUCCCGUUAGGAGAGAGAUGCCCAGUGCGUUUGGCCUGAGAGGCACAUUUCUGACUGGGACCAGUGUAGACAGACCCAGCUCCCCCGCUUGCUGGGCCCGGCCGCUGAGUUAGGGGAUGGCUUCUGCGGAGCAUUCACUGCUCCCCCCUCGCCGCCGGGACCUGUGUAGCCGCUCCAUCUGGCUAGCACGGAAGAUCCGUUCAGACCUGACUGCUCUGGUGGACUCUUACAUGAAGCACCAGGGGCUGAGCGGGAACGUGAACCUGGACGCCCUGGAAGGUGUGCCGACGGCCAGCUCCAGCAGAUGGAGCGAGCUGACCGAGGCGGAGCGGCUGCAGGAGAACCUCCAGGCCUACCGCGCCUUCCACGGGAUGUUGGCCCGGCUGCUGGAAGACCAGCGGGCGCACUUCACCCCAGCGGAAGACGACUUCCACCAGGCCAUACACACCGUCCUCCUCCAGGUGGCGGCCUUCGCGUACCAGCUGGAAGAGCUGAUGGCGCUGCUGGAGCACCGGGUGCCCCCCAGCGAGGCCGGCGGGCCGCCCCCUCUCGCCGGGGAGGCCGGGCUCUUUGAGAAGAAGCUGUGGGGCCUGAAGGUGCUGCGAGAGCUCUCUCAGUGGACGGUGAGGUCCGUGCAUGACCUGCGGGCCAUCUCUCGACAAAGUGGGGUCCCCGCACUCGGGGGCCAUUCUGCCGCCAGGGGCAGGAGGACGUAGCGUACGCUCCCGCUCCCUCCCGCUCGCUUUCUCUCCUGACGGAAAGACUGUUGUUCUCCGAGGCCUCGGUUCCCCAGGAAAAUGUAGUGGUUACGCUCCCGCUCCCUCUCCCUCGCUUUCUCUCCUGACGGAAUAGACUCUGUUCUCCGAGGCCUCGGUUCCCCAGUCUUGGUUUUGAAAACCUCUAAAACCACAGGCAUUUUCACAGGGUUGGAGAUACGGACAGAUGGGCAUACAGCUUUAUUCUGGGGUGCAUGCGUGUGAGUGUGUGCGCAUGCCAUAAGGGAAUGAUGGGCAUACAGAUUUAUUGUGGGGUGUGUGCGUGUGUGUGCGCGUACCAUAAAGGAAUGAUGGACAUACAGGUUUAUUCUGGGGUGUGUGUGCACGCACGUGUGUGUGCCCGCAAGCGUGCCAUAAAGGAAUGAUGGACAUACAGGUUUAUUCUGGGGUGCGUGCGUGUGUGUGCGCGUGUGCACGCGUGCCAUAAAGGAAUGAUGGACAUACAGGUUUAUUCUGGGGUGAGUGCAUGUGAGUGUGUGCACAUGCCAUAAGGGAAUGAUGGGCAUACAGGUUUAUUGUGGGGUGCGUGCGUGUGUGUGCGCGUACCAUAAAGGAAUGAUGGACAUACAGGUUUAUUCUGGGAGGUGUGUGUGUGUGUGUGUGUGUGCACGCAUGUGUGCCAUAAAGGAAUGAUGGACAUACAGGUUUAUUCUGGGAGGCGUGUGUGUGUGUGUGUGUGCACGCAUGUGUGCCAUAAAGGAAUGAUGGACAUACAGGUUUAUUCAGGGGGGCGUGUGUGUGCGCGCGCGCGUGCCAUAAAGGAAUGAUGGACAUACAGGUUUAUUCUGGGGGGCGUGUGUGUGUGUGUGUGCACGCAUGUGUGCCAUAAAGGAAUGAUGGACAUACAGGUUUAUUCUGGGGGGCGUGGGUGUGUGCCAUAAAGGAAUGAUGGACAUACAGGUUUAUUCUGGGUGUGUGUGUGCAUGUGCCAUAAAGGAAUGAUGGAAAUACAGGUUUAUUCGGGGGGGGGGGGGUGUGUGCACGCACGUGUGUGCGCGCGCGCGCAAUAAAGGAACGCGGGCAGGAGCAAGGCCCCCCAGUGCAGUGCUCUCAUCUCUCCUACCCACUCAACAGCCUCUGCAGGCGUGUCACAGCCUCACAGAUAAAUAGACUUUUUAACACCAGUCGUGGAUGACUCUUCUGAGAAGACUGAAAUAGUGAGUUAAAAAUCAUGGACUCUCGCCAGUUCAAACUCUCAGAUAAUAAAGAUCGUGAUUAACA